UGCGCAGUCCAGAGGUUCUGAAGUGGCGCGCGAUCUUCUCCUCCCCUCCCCCAACAGUUAUUUCCAACUGUCUGAGUGGUAGGGGUAGUCAGUGGAGUGGACCAAUCAGGCUUCGAGUUCUGUCAGACGCUCUUUUUCUUUUUCUCUCUGUUCGGAUGUUGGGGAAGCGCGCACUGCAGUUAGAAAGGGAGUGAAAAGGCGGGAAAAUCGUAACUUGAGUCUCCAAAAAAACAGGGAGGGGUUGAGAAAGAAGUGCCUUUCAAGAUCCAGCUUUGUGCAAGUAACAAAAAGACAACUGCAGGAUGAGGAAACUGAUUUCAGUCUUAAAAGACUACUCAGACCAUGACAUAGUGCACUUUCUUAUAAGACCUGAGAUCAUUGCCAGAAUACUAGCAGCGGUUUUCUCUCUCACUAUCUUUGCAUCCUUGGUGACUGAAGGGUAUCAAAACCUCGUAACAUCUUCCAAGCUACAUUGUGUUCUGAAUGAUAAUGGAGCGGCCUGCUGCUAUGGCAUCACAGUGGGUGUGCUUUCCUUCCUUCAAUGCCUCCUCUUUUUGGGCUUGGAUUUCUACGAUACUGCUAUUACUAGUCACAAGUUCAAAUAUGCUAUCCUUGUACUGGAUGUCACUUUCUCCAUCAUCUGGACAUGCCUAUGGUUUGUUGGGUUCUGUUUCCUAGCCAAUGAAUGGAACAAGUCAGCUCACUCCUACCUGCUGGGAACAAGUGCUGCCCGGGCUAGCAUUGCCUUUGCCCUUCUUUCUGUUCCAUGCUGGGGGUACCUGGGCUAUCUGGCUCUGAAGAAUCUGUGGGCUGAGCCACCUGUUCCUUACAAGCGGACACUGGAUGAAGGAUCUGUUGCCUUGACCACCCUUUCCUCAUCUACUACCACCUCCCUUCCUAACAAUAUGGGGUAUCCCGAGAAUGCAAAUGCAGCUUCUUAUCCAUCCACUCCUGUACCCCACCGUCUGACAUUAAUGAGUACUGAUGAUUAAGCAAUUAUUUAUUCCUCCUGUAAAUAAUGGGGGAGGAGAGAAAUGUAUUAACAAACCAAAAUACUUUAGGUUUGGUUCAACUGAAGCAAAAAAAUAUAUAUAUAAGGUAGUGGAGCAAGGACCAUAAUCCACAUGCUCACUACUAUGGAGCAGCCUUACAAAACCACUUGCUGCUCCCAUUGUUUUGCAGCUAUUCUGAAUACUCUACAGCUGGGAUUGCCCCACACUGCUAGUUCUGGUUAGGGAACUGCUCCUCUAUGGUAGUUGUAAGUACUUUGUCUCCCUUUCAUUCUUAGAAUGUCAGUGAUCUUACAGCCAAGGAAGAAAGAGACCGAAAGAUACAAUUGCCAUAGUAUUGUUUCUUCAACCAGACACAGUAGCAUUCCACUAUUUUGGAUACCCAUCUCUGUUUUAAGGCACCAGGAUAAUGUGUGAAGGUGUGAGAGGUCCCUGCCACUUUGUUGCUCACAUGUUCACAACAGGUACUUUCUCUUUUUAAGGGGCAAACUGCAAAACCCUUAGGAAGGAUUCCCAAUAUGGAUACAUUCCUUUUGGACUGGCUCAAAGAUGUAGGCUAUGCUUGUUUUAGCUAUGGAAAUCUGAUUUUGUAAGAUGUGUGGGAAAAUUUAGGGCAAACACAGAGAUACACCUCACAGUGGCCAGCUACCAUUGCCAUAAUCAAUCUUGUGAGCUACGUUGCUCAUAGAAAUGGCUAGUCGUUACUUUCAUUUUCACUCAAAGCAAGCGAGGUUUCUUCAUACAAUCCCACGGCUAAUACAUGUGGAGUAUACAUAAUUAGAUUUAUCUGCCAGUAACUAAUAAGCAAUAUUUAAAUUGCCCUCCUUUCUGUAGAACUGUGGUUACGCAUGAUGACCAAAAGUUAUCACAUUACUUGUACAUAAUUUAAUCUUGUUCCUUUAUCUCUGAUUACACUUUUCGAAGUAA
Messenger RNA from Pogona vitticeps (central bearded dragon), 1937 nucleotides. It is a transcript of the gene SYNGR4, whose product is annotated as synaptogyrin 4. The record is from RefSeq and is a predicted model, not a curated record. Gene Ontology annotation, cellular component: synaptic vesicle membrane; neuromuscular junction. NCBI's taxonomy places the organism in Eukaryota, Metazoa, Chordata, Lepidosauria, Squamata, Agamidae.